Molecule: messenger RNA, 567 nt
Organism: Meloidogyne enterolobii
Lineage: Eukaryota; Metazoa; Nematoda; Chromadorea; Rhabditida; Meloidogynidae
Source: the annotation of a GenBank genome assembly
UUUUUUAAUUUCCCAAAUUUUACAGUAAAAUACAUGCAUCUUAAUAAGCUUUAUGAUUAUCUGCCUGGAAAGAAGCUUCUUCGAACUUCAUCAAAAGAAAAAAACAAAAAUAAGGUCACUUUCUCCUCUCUCGACUCCGAUAAAAAAGAAAAAAUUGAAAAAAGUAUCCGUGAGAGCUUAUAUGAAAAACCUCAUAGUGAAAUGAUAACAAUGAAUUUCAAUAAUAUUAAAGAUAAAUAUAUGGCGGAAUAUCCUAAUGAUACCUUUUGUGAACUUCUUAAAGAGUUCAUUAAAUUAGAAAUUCGAAAGUUUAUUGAGCGUUUGAGGAUGUUCCAAAGGGAAAUACCUUCUAAUAUUGAAGAUAUGCCUGAUAGUGAAAUCAAGAAAAAAUAUUUCUAUGAUGAAAAUAAGGGUUUAGAUCAGAGAAUCGAGAAUAUGAUAGCGAAAAUGAAAGUUGUUGAUGAAGUAGAGAUUAAUAACAAUUAUGUAGAGGUUAUGAAAAAUGAUGUAAGAUAAUUUUAAAUUUGUGUAUUGAUAACAAGGAUUGAUCAGAAAUGCGGGAUGUGU